ACGCGCAUUGACGAGCUGUCAUGGCGAGUAUUGGUGCACUUUGUGUACAGUAAAAUUAUAAAUAAUGAUUCUAAGACGGAAAGAUUCCAACAAUUGUAUAAAAAACAAUUACAAUCACUCAAAAGUAUCAUGAUUAACGUGUGCUGUAGUUGUAGUUAGUUUUUGAAGUGAGUGAUAGUGAAAAAUGGACAAGAAAAAUGCGGUCCGGAGAGCCAAAAGGCCUUCCAAAGUGCUGGAAGAAAAUUAUUGGGACUGCAGUGUUUGCACGUAUAGAAACAAUGCAGAAGCAUUUAAAUGCUCGAUGUGUGACGUCAGAAAAGGUACAUCGACGCGCAAACCCCGCAUCAACCCGGCGCUAGUGGCUGCGCAAGCGGCUGGGACCGCGCCGACUAGCUCACAGAAACGGCCGCGAUCUGCCAAUUCACUCAAGAAGAAACGGCGGCAUCCACCACGGCUAAGCAAUGUCGAUAGAAGCUCGGCUCAAACUCGAGAGGUAACCGUGAGCGGAGUGACAGUAGUCAUAACGGAAUAUAAACCGAAGAAGUCUGUCUCAAGCAGUUCGAGCGACGUGGAGUCAUCAAACGACGCGAGACCAUGAUAUCCUGGUACCUCGACAGGUGGUGUGCCCUGUAAGCUGAUGUCAACCCUCAAAAUCCACACAAAACCUUGAUGAACACCUAGGGCGACAAGGAUCUUUUGGCGCCUUCAGCCAUAGUCUUCCUUCCUAUGAAAAUGUCUUCAUUAACUGCUUUAUAACAUAAUCUCACGACUAUAUCCCAAUUGGGGCAGUCAGAAGUACAUCCUUUGCAAGAUGAAAAAAAAAAGGUUAGGAUGACUGAAAACGAUGAAAACUGCUUGUUUGUGAUAGUGAGGUUAAUUAAAAAAAUAUAUUUUUUGAAAGAAAACGAAAACCUUUAUUCUUUAAUUACUAAUUAAAUAAGUAAGUUCUCUUUGGAAAUCAGCCUGAUCAAAACAGUAUAACUCAAGGCGAUUCGCCCAAUCCCGUCAAUCUAGAAUGGGAUCUCGUCAUAUGCUUCGGGAUUGAUCCCGACAGAAUAAACGAGAUUUCGCGAGAUCGGGAUUGCAUUCUUCUCACUACCUAUCACGUUGGUCUGGGUGGGUUGAUUGGACAAGAUGAACUAAGUACCCACACCUCACCGAGCUUUCUGUUAGACCAACGUGGUAGGUGGCCGCAUAUCCGUCUAAAUGGUCGACCGAACUGUGUUAGUGAAACUGCACUUAAGAUGAAUUAAUAACUCAUUAGUGCAAGGCCAGUACCGGGGUUCAUAUUCAUAUUCAUUUAUUGCACGUCACAAACAUAAAUUAAGGAGGAACAUAGUAAAAGUUACAUGUGACGCCUUGCAAGGGCACGGCAAUAGGGUUCUUACCGGCGCACCUCAUUAGAAUCAAGCCGACAAACCACAGGAACCCAUAGUUACCAUAAAUCGUCGCUAACUGGAUGUAUCUGAAAUUUUUCACGAAUCUGAAUUGCACCUUUUGCUAUUGUCAACAAGACAAAUUAUUUUAGCAAAAAUACUUUGAUUUGCACGAAAUGGAGAAUUUAUGGAAGUGUCAUACUGCAAUGUCUUCCAAGAGACGCAAGAUCCUUGUCGACCUAGUACGUGAAUUAUGAGAAAUGCAUGAACAUACAUAGGUACACCCUUCGAUCAUAUUUUAUGAUCCUAUUAAAUUUAACACACAUAUUUAGAAGCCCACAUAGUCUAACAUAAAUACAGAUACUAUGCAAUUCCAACAAUAUUACAUACACACAGGUCUAAUUGAUAUCCUUCUUUUUUAAAGUCGGUUAAAAAAAUAUUCCGUUUGUGCGCGCAUCAUUUAAUUCGAAAUCUAGUUACAGAAAAAUGUACUUAAACUAUUCAGAGUAACAUUUAGUGUAUAUUUCAUAAUUAUUUUUGAAUUUGGAACAUACAGAAUCGCACACAGAUUCGAAAGAAUCUAUUUUGAAAGUUUAGUUAGAAACUUAACUCCACACCCUUUCAGAUUUCAUGUGGAUAUUGUAAGGAGUCAUUAAUAGUGCUUCAUUUUACCCGACAGCGAUUCGAAGGAGGUAUUUCAUCUUGUGCUUUAAAUUAAUUGAUGUAAUUGUAAAACAAGUUAUGUAGCAUGAUACUUCAAAUAAUUUGUAAUUUAUGUUUAUUUUUGUUUUUAUUUUUAUUUAAUGCUAGGAAAUUAAAAUGAUGAUAAUUGUAGAUAUGGAAUUUGGAAUAUGGAGCCAGCGAAGCACUGCCAUUCAAUACUGAAGUAAUGAAUAAUUGUAUAUAAUAUUUGGCAGUGCAGAUGAUAUAGCGUUGAUGAGUGGUUGACGCAUAGAUAUACUACUACCGUAGAUUGAACAUCAGCGCUCAAACAGUGGGACGCAAAGUUACUGUUAAUACAGCGGCGUUGACAGUGCUUUACCUCAUUACGCGAUUAAGCGCCGAACUGGCAACACGGGGAAGUGCGUGGUAAAAUCUUGCAACAAUAGAAGCUCAAAGCGAAAAUAGAAGGAUGGAACAUCGUAUUUCUAAUAAGUAAAGACAUUGUGCAUGUUAUCAUAGUAUAAACAUUUUAAUUUUCGCAGAAAAACCCACCAAAAUUAUUAUUUUUAGACACUAAAACAAGUACUCCCGGUCAAUCUUGAGUCGCAGUAUAAUCCGACCACGUUACGAAGCACCACGCGCUAAUAUACGUAAUAAGACGAUGCCUACUUAAUUUGACACGAUUUUAUUGAAUGUAUAUACCGCUGUGUACGAAUGUAUAGCUAAACAAACGCCAUGUUUUCGCCGCAUUUUUGUAUCAAGCGCUGUAUCUACGGUAGUGGUAAAUCAAUGGGUUGACGAGUGAAGACCUCGUUGAAAACUAUUUAAAAUUUUGCAAGGGGUGGAGAGAACUGCAAGUAAUCAGAAGACCUCUUGCAAACACGGUAGAAAGCUCUAAUCGAAGGGGGACAGGUGGGGAUCGGCCUGUCGUCCACCAUAUCCAUCAUGUUGGAAUGGAUUGACAAUUAACAGAAAUUUUGCAGUUUUAACGAAAAAUGUUCAUCACCCAUGUAGGAUUUUUUUCUGUAAAGAGGUUUUCGAUCUCAAGCAACGAUAGGUAAUUUAAUUAAAAAAUCAGAUAUAUAUGUGUUAUGUAUCGAUUUGUAGCUUUUUUGUUUUCUAGAAAAAGUCAAUCGCCAUUUUUUAUUUUUAUAGCGACAAGGAUCUUUUGGCACGUGGUCAUAAUCAAAAAUGUACAAUAGGGUAUUUGACUGGGUCAAAGAUAAAUUAUAAAAUGCUAUUGUAGAAAUAGAAGCCUGUCUAAGAUGAUCAAAAAUCAAUCUCAUUUUACUUCCCGACUUAUUUUACGACGUUUGACCGCUUUUAUUGAUGACGUCACAGGUCUAUAUUUCCAUACAAACUCCCGAAGAAAACUUGUUUUGACUAGAUUGUCAACUAGCCUAUUGUUACUAUUGCCGCAUUCUAUAAAAAUAUCACUUUUGACAGUUCAAUGAAAACGCGCCGUAAUGUCAAUGUCAUCCAAACAAGUGCCACAAAAUCCUUGUCGAUUUGAAGGGUUAGCCAAGCUGCACGACUUCGAAAAGCGACAGUGUCAGUGAUAAAAAUGUAUGGGAUUGACAUAAGAUGACAUAGAAUGACAUUUCAAUCAGACAUUUUUUUCGUACUGUCUUUAGUGUCGUGUUUCGUAAUCUUUUGCAACUUGGCUAAGCCCCCUGUUGUAUUAAGAUAUUUAACAGAUAAAACAUGUUAUACUAAAUUUCACUUUUUUAAAUAAUUUUUGACGACAGAAAAAUACGAGCGAAUUCUAAAAUUGACAAUUAGAUUCAUAUUUAAUGUAUUUGUAAAUUAAUAGUGUUAAUUUAUUUGUCUAGUUCUAGGCUCAUUGACAAAAUAUUUUUAUAAAAUAAUUCCGUGUUGCAUUGUUGUGUAACAGCAAAGAGACUGAAUUGAUAUUCUCUUGUUCAUGAAUUGUUAAAAAAAAACCAGCAUGACUUUAAAAUAAAAUGCUAUUAGAAAGGCCUUUUUUAACGGAACGUUAUUAUGGUCCAACAAUGAAUAUUUUUACCUCGACGAGAGGUGAUUUUUUCAAAUAGGUUACAACAUGGAUGAAACUGACCUGUAGAUACAUACAACCACAUAGAUAAACAUACCUAUAACCCCUAAUGGGAAGGACACUAUAAGUUAGUAAUUAGAUGACAACUUGCGGCCACUUUCGUAUGGAAAUGAAGUCCUAAGAUAGCGCCAAGUGAUCAGCCUCUUGUCUAUAUAAUGGUACAUCAUGUCCUAACGAUGUUGUAGACCUUUAUUUUGAAUACAAAAUAAAGAUUGUGUCAAAUUCAGUUUGUACGCAUCAAAAUCCUUUAUACAGAGCAUUUACUUUUGUAACUGUUUCAUUGGAAAUUUGAAGCAUUUACUCUCUACCUUUCCUACACUACAUUAUUUCAAGGGACCGUUAGGGUUAGGGUAGUGUUUUAGGGAGUAAGGAUCCCGAUGUAGCCGUAAUGUAACUAGCACUUACUAGGGCCCUUGAAAUCGUGUAAUGUAAUAGCGGCAAAACUGUUUUAUCGACGAGUGAGUGAGAAAGCGAUGAUACUGUUUGCAUCACAAUUUAAAUUCUUAAUUUGAAUGUGAGUAUUUGAGCGAGGCAACGAUAAUCUGCGUAUAUUGGCGACGAACAAUCACACAUAUAUUGUACCUUUCUUAUUUUGUAUCAGCAGCCCUAACAUGAAUUCAGCUACCGCCCCCGACGCGAUAUUUAGACCAAUAGGAUUGAUUUAUUUAUCGCGUAGCCAAGAGCGUGGAUUCAUUAUCGCAUCACACACCAUGGCUGGAGUAUUUUGUGCAGUUCGCAGCUUCGGCGGACAACUGAGACUGUCAAAAGUCAAAAAACAACGUAGAAUUGAUUUUCUACAGGCCAUAACUUUGGUAAUUACCAAGUAAUUUGGUGAAAAAUUGAUUUGAUGUUAUUUUUUAACAGAUCUUAGUUGUCGAGUUACGAAAUAGAUCUGUAGGGCUAACAUGCGCAUGAUAAAAUGUUGUCAUGAUCAUUUUAUCGAUUCCGACGAUAUAAUUCUUUCGUUUUGUGAAUUGUCAACCCUAAUAAAUCAUGUCGUUCUGUCAAAAUACGAACAAAAUCACGUGGCAUGGGGGAAAAAACUUAUCGAUUUCGGCAAUUUUUUUUUUAAAUCGAUCGAUAAUUUCAUCACGUUUCGCAUGUUAGCUCUGCUGCUAUAGAACUAUUAGUUAUUUAAUCACGUUUAUUAUCUAAACAUAACUCCAUAGCAUAUUGUAAGUUACCAAAAACUCACUUUUUUUUUGUGUUCCAGGAUGAUCUAAGUAUUUAUUUUAGCUAUAAGUUGUAACUUUAUUGUGUUUUUAAUAAAUGUAAGCUUAAAUUGUAAUUAUACUUAGGUGUGUAUUUUUUGCCCAUAUAUUUGGUUUAAUGAAUAAUUAUAUAUAUUUAUUUAGACACAAAUGUUCGCUAUUCUAAAACGUCAUGGGGCCUGUAAUAAUUAAAAAGGAAUAAAGACUUGAUCAUAGAAUAAGGAAUAAUACUAAGUAUAGAACGGCAAUUCUCCGUUUCCCACCAGCGGCUAAGUUAGGUUUACCUCACCCCCUCGGUCUUAAUUGUCUUCAAUCGUAUAGGAGUCAGAGGACUUACACAGAUGCGCGUAUAUGAUAGCGUCGAUGUGUAGUGUCUGUGUAAAAUGAGGUGUUUUGUAUGAAGUGUCCGGGGUGUGACUUCGUCGGGAUUUUGAAAUGUUUGUCCAAACCACCACUGUUUGGCUAGGUACUCAAAUUGAUAAUGUACAUUACAUAAUACCUAUUUAAUGUUAACCCUACCUAUACAAAUGUGUUGUAUAUAAUAAGUGUACUGUAUAUAAAGAAGUGGAAAGUAA
Pectinophora gossypiella (pink bollworm) is the source of this 5899-nucleotide messenger RNA. It is a transcript of the gene RYBP, whose product is annotated as YY1-associated factor 2. Gene Ontology annotation, cellular component: nucleus. NCBI's taxonomy places the organism in Eukaryota, Metazoa, Arthropoda, Insecta, Lepidoptera, Gelechiidae. The transcript has 3 exons. The coding region runs from base 185 to 598 and encodes 137 amino acids. Gene Ontology annotation, molecular function: transcription coregulator activity; DNA binding. Gene Ontology annotation, biological process: positive regulation of DNA-templated transcription. The record is from RefSeq and is a predicted model, not a curated record.